AUGUUAACCUCUACCGCUCUCUUUUUUCCUCCAGGCACGAAAAUGGCCUUGAAAUUCUUGCGGAAGAAAACCACUAAGCUGAAGAGUUUCCUACGCGAGUACAGCAUCUCUCUCUACCUGUCACCUUGUCCUUUCAUCAUCAACAUGUUUGGCAUUGCCUUCGAAACUGACGAAUAUUACAUCUUCGCUCAAGAGUAUGCACUGGCAGGCGAUCUCUUUGACAUCAUUCCUCCCCAGGUUGGACUGCCGGAGAACGUUGCCAAGCGGUGUGUGCACCAGGUGGCGAUUGCACUGGAUUACCUGCACUGCAAGAAGCUGGUGCAUCGUGACAUAAAGCCGGAGAACGUCCUCAUCUUUGAUAAGGAGUGCCGGAAGGUGAAACUCUCAGACUUUGGCAUGACGCGGUGCGCUGGCUCUCCAGUGAAGCGGGUGAGCGGAACCAUCCCAUACACCGCUCCAGAACUGUGCGACCCCAGCCGGCAAGAGGGACUGUGUGUAGACUACAGCACUGAUGUGUGGGCCUUUGGUGUACUUCUGUUCUGCAUGCUCACUGGGAAUUUCCCCUGGGAAAAAGCACUCCCGACUGACGCCUUCUAUGAGGAGUUUGUGCGCUGGCAGCAUCGGCGGAGGCGAACCAGUGCGGUGCCUUCACAGUGGCGCCAUUUCACUGACGAGGUGCUCUGCAUGUUCCGCUGCCUGCUGACCAUCGAGCCGAACCGCCGAUGCUCUGUCAAAGAGGUCUUCAGCUACUUCAACCACUGCUGGAUGCUCGACACGGAGAACGGCAACACCACCCAUGUCUCGGGCGGUAACCGCAACAACGGCACGGUGAUGAAUGGCCGUCAGGCUGAGCUUAGCUCUUCUUCCUCUGAAGAAGAUGAGUUGGUUGACCGUUUGAAGCAACAGAGCUUGUCGCCUGUAUAUGGGGUAAUUAAAGGAGGCAUCGUCAUGGAGCCAGUGACGGCGCACUGCUCCUCUACGUCCUCGAACAGCCCUGCUUCCUCCACUGGUGGCUACGAGCGCAUCUCCCGUGACAACAAUGGCAACAAUGGUCGCAUCCUGGUCACAACACCUAUUGAAAUAUGCGUGUAGACAGGUCACUGGCAUUGACCUACCUUGCACAUGUACUUGGGAUGACUAGAUGACAAUAAGGACACAAGUCUAUGCGAAGCAAACGCGUCAGAGGAAAAGUUAGUCGCUGAUGCACAAGUGCUUAGCAUCCCAAGAAGAGCUGACAGCUUGAAACACUUCCUGAUGACGAGUAUCUCUGAGGGAACCUGUAAGACAAUCACCAAAGUCUGCAGAUUGUGUCUCGACCACGUUUUCCACGUAUAAUUAGACCAAAACGAAAGCAGUUUACAUGGGAAACUUUAGAAGAAUAGAAAGAAAGAAAAAAACUCUUGUGUGAAAAUAUGAAGCA
Sinocyclocheilus grahami is the source of this 1420-nucleotide messenger RNA. Its product is annotated as serine/threonine-protein kinase SBK1-like. Gene Ontology annotation, biological process: protein phosphorylation. Lineage: Eukaryota; Metazoa; Chordata; Actinopteri; Cypriniformes; Cyprinidae. The coding region runs from base 1 to 1092 and encodes 363 amino acids. The record is from RefSeq and is a predicted model, not a curated record. Gene Ontology annotation, molecular function: protein serine/threonine kinase activity; ATP binding. The transcript has 2 exons.